Ostrea edulis (European flat oyster) is the source of this 652-nucleotide messenger RNA. Its product is annotated as NADH dehydrogenase [ubiquinone] 1 beta subcomplex subunit 10-like. Bases 38 to 583 code for a protein of 181 amino acids. Lineage: Eukaryota; Metazoa; Mollusca; Bivalvia; Ostreida; Ostreidae. The transcript has 4 exons. The record is from RefSeq and is a predicted model, not a curated record.
GUCGUAAAUUCAGUUUCCGUUAGGUCGUGUCGCGAAAAUGAGCGACGAAGGAUACCAGAACGAUGCAGACCAAAAAUUCCACGAAUUUCACGUUAGCAUGGGAGACCGGCUGAAAGAUAAUUUAUAUGGAAGUUUCAUACUUCGCGUAGUAAAUGCUUUCAACAAGCCUGUGACUUAUGUAAGAGAGAAAUGGAUAGAACCUAUGCAGGCCAAGAAUCGUGGUGUAUAUUACCAUAGGCAGUUCCGUAGGGUGCCAACCAUCGACGAGUGCUACGAGAACGAUCAGAUGUGUAUGUACGAAGCCAAUGAGCAGAUGAAGAGAGAUAAAAAUGUGGAUAAACAUAUUGUCAGGCAUUUGAAAUUUCGAUUUGAUGAUUGUCGAAGAACGUAUGGUGCUGCCGCACAAACUCGUUGUUACCAAACGUAUGAGGAGUGGCUUCUAGGGAAGGAAAAUUACAUGAUUAAAUGGGGAGAUUUACCGGCUCAACACAACGCUAUUGAUGCCUAUUAUAAACAGGUUCACAGAAUGAUCCAUGAACGACGACAAAACUUAAAGCAAGAACAGGAGGGAAUGGAAAAAUAGACCCAGUGUUAAAGUGUUACUUAUCAGAAUGAAUGUUUGAAGAAGGAAAUAAAUAUUAUAUACACUGUA